GUUCCCCCGCCCGAUAAACGAAACUGGGCACCGAGAGGAGAAGGAGGCGGCGCCAGAUCUCGCGGCGCUUGCUUGCUUUUCCACUUCCCACCUACCUAACCGGGGACGCCAGCCGGGACGCGGUUAGCACUAGCCUAAACGGCUUCGACGGACCGGGGACGGACGCGGGCGAUUUAACACAAGCCUAACCGAGCGAGCGAGCCAGGAAGGAAGGAGAAGGGAUGCGCGCCCCGUCGAGACUGCUGCUGCCGCUGGUGGUGGCCGUGACGCAGGUGCAGGGCGCCGAGGCCGCCAACGGCUCGCUGCCCACGUGGCUGGCCUACGUGACGGGCGGGCUGCUGGUCAUCAUCAUCGUGUACUACUGCUGCCGCCGCGCGCGCUUCGACGAGAACCUGCAGCAGCCGCUGCUCGGGGGCCAGUACACGGAGGACGGCCAGCCCAUGACCCGCCAGGACGUGCAGGAAUCAAACGACGAGGUGAGCACGCAGUGGCAGUGCGAGGUCUGCGACUUCCACAACAAGAGCUCGGCCAAGGCCUGCGUGCUAUGCGGCACGGAGCGCGGCUUCAGCCUGGGCCUCAACUCGCCCGUGCGCCCCGCCAACACGGGCCCAGUGGCCGUGGAGACGGACGUGCCGAGGGAGAAGAGCUUCAACCGCACGCGGUCCUUCGCCAUCCGCCGCCUCAACAUGCUCAACUCGCGCCAGCGCGGCGCGCGCAACCGCCAGGACUGGGUGCGCAAGGUCGGCAUGGACGGCAAGCGCUACUGGGCCAAGAGGGAGCUGCCCUUCCCAUUGGGCAACGCCAAGCCCAAGGACGACAAGGCUUCUGGAGCUGGAGACGACGACAAGCCCGGCGCCAUCCGGAUCGACAUCCCGGCCUCAGACGCCGACAUGCUGUCGCCCAAGGGCGCCGGCUCGACCACCGCCGCCUCGUCGGGCUCGACCGACCCGGACAAGGAGCUCGUGCACCAGCAGUCGCUGGCCUUUGUGUCGCAGCUGGCGCAGACCCCGCGGCAUCCCGAGGGCCGCAUGACCUUCAAGGAGUACCGUGAAGUGGACGCGCGCGUGGCCUCUCGAGGCUAUGAAAUCUCGGAGCAGGACCUGGAGAUUCUGGAACAGGUGGCGGCGCUGCCCUUCAAGGACAAGUACGCGUGGUUCCUGGAGCAGACGUCGGCGCUGAUCAAGCCCUGGGAGGACGGACACUUGAAGAUGCGCGUGCACCGCGAGAACAUUCUGGUCGAGUCGAUGGAGCAGCUUCUCGGCGUGCAGAUGGAGCACAUCCACAUGCCGCUGCGUAUCGAGUUCAUUGGUGAAGUGGCUAUUGAUGCCGGCGGUCUGGAGCGUGAGUGGUUCUCGCUGGUGACGGAGCGGCUGUUCGAUGAGACGAUUGGUCUCUUCAUGUGCGCGCACGUGGACUCGCUCGCGUACGUUAUCAACCCGAACUCCGUGGAGGCCUCGGCCGACCACCUGCUGUACUUCCGUGGCGCAGGUCGGUUGUUGGGUCGCGCUCUGCUGGAGGGACAGUUGAUGAAGGCUCAUUUGGCCCUGCCCGUGCUGAAGCACUUGCUUGGUGUCCCGAUCUCGUUCAGUGACUUGGAGUUCUUCGACCAGGAAGUGUACAACUCGCUUAAGUGGAUGAAGGAGAACGACGGCGUGGAUGCGCUGGGUCUCGACUUUACCGUGACGAACCGGAAGCUGAACGGCGAGGUGGAGACGAUCGAGCUGAAGGAAGGCGGCAAGGACAUUGAGCUGACGGACGAGAACAAGCAGGAGUACAUUUACCUGCGUCUUCGCUACAUCAUGCUGGACUCGUACGCCGAGCAACUGCAGCACCUGAUGGCUGGAGUGUUCGAGGUGAUCCCGCAGGAGCUUAUCCUCGUGUUCGACUACCAGGAGCUGGAGUUGGUGCUGUGCGGCGUGCCGUCCAUCGAUGUGGACGACUGGAAGGCGCACACGCAGGUCUCGGACGAGCUGCCGGAGGAGCUGCUGUCGUGGUUCUGGGAGAUAGUGGAGGCGUUCUCGGACGAGGAGCGUGCGCGUCUGCUGCAGUUCACGACGGGUUCGUCGCGUGUGCCGGUGCAGGGCUUCAAGGCGCUCACGAGUUACGAUGGCCGCAUCUGCCACUUCACGCUUAAGGCCGUGGCCUUCCCGGAGAACGCCUACCCGCGAGCACACACGUGCUUCAACCGCAUCGACCUGCCGCUGUACAAGUCGAAGAAGGAGCUGGAGGACGUGCUGUCGCUGGUGAUAAAUAUGGAAGUGACGGGCUUCACGGACGAGUAA
Phytophthora sojae is the source of this 2282-nucleotide messenger RNA. RefSeq lists its product as hypothetical. Gene Ontology annotation, molecular function: ubiquitin-protein transferase activity. The transcript is spliced from 2 exons. The coding region runs from base 222 to 2282 and encodes 686 amino acids. The record is from RefSeq and is a predicted model, not a curated record. Lineage: Eukaryota; Oomycota; Peronosporomycetes; Peronosporales; Peronosporaceae.